AUGGCAACAAAUGGAAUGAAUUACUCAAUGUAUAAUGGUAUUACUUAUCCUCAGAUGGCACAACAGCAACAACAGUCUUUCUAUGGACAAGGUUAUCCGAGCUCUUUUUCACAGCAACCAAUACCUCCAUAUAAUCCUUAUCAAAUGUAUGCUCCAUCUUCUAUAGCGAAUCCAUCACAAUAUAAUAGUUACGAUCAUAUUAUUCGAUCAGCUGCUGAGACUCUUGCUGCUUUUACUAAUCCAAAUGAAUCAUCUGUUAUAAAUACUUCUCAAGUACACAUGCCUGCAUCUAAAUCUCAUUCAUCGUCAACUCGUCGUUCAGUUAAGAAUUUUUCCGGUGCUACUAAUCCGACACGUAUGUACUAUUGUGAAACAUGCCGUAUAGCAUGUGGUGGUCAUGCAACAUAUCAAGCACAUUUAAAUGGAUCUAAACAUAAAAGAAAAGAACUUGUUGCACAAAAUCAACAAACAUCUGUUAAUCUAAGUUCGAAAACAGGUGUUAAUAUACUUCGAUGUGAAUUAUGUGAUAUAACAUGUACAAGUUCAGAUGCUUAUAAAGCUCAUUUAGAUGGAAGUAAACAUGAAAAAGCAAUGAGAUUACAUCGUAAACUAGGCAAAACAAUACCAUCAAUAGAACCAAAAAUCUUAAAUCCUACAUCUCAAUCAACUACUAUUUCACAAUCAUCAAUAAAUGGAUCUCAAACAUUAAUAAAUGAUGAUCAACAAAUAACUUUAUCUCGUUUACUUGAAAAUAGUAAUAAACCAAUAGGUGAAGAAUAUAUUGAAACAACAUAUGAUGCUUCAAAUAAACCAGUACUUUAUCAUUGUAAAUUAUGUGAAUGUACAUUUAAUGAUACGAAAGGAAAAGAUAUGCAUUUAAAAGGAAAACGACAUCGACUCUCAUAUAAAAAAAAAGUCAAUCCAAAUUUUGUAGUUGAUAAUAAUAGCUCAAAUACUAAAUUAUCAAAUUCUAAACCAAAACAAAUGAAUAAUAUUUCAUCAAAUGAAACUAUCAAUAAUAUUGAAUAUACAAACAUGGACAAUAAUUAUCAAGAAGAAAAUGAUGAUGAUACAAAAUUUUUAAUGAUGUUACAUAAACAAAUUGUACCAUCACCUAAUUUUCUUAAUAUUGUCGAACAAUUUGUUAGUGCUGUUGAAUCAGCUUUAAAAUCUUGUUCUGAACAACUACAAGCAUUCACAAAAUCAUCAAUCGAUGAAAAUCCUUCUACAUCCGAAACAUCAACAAAUCAAUCAUCUUUAAUGGGUGUAUCACGAAUUGGUUUACUUGGAAAAAGUUUAAUGAUAAAAACAGAUCGUUUAUUUCAUAUUGUUGUUAUUUGUGCAGAAUGGCCGACAAAAAAUUUAUUACAAACUAUUGCAAAUAUAUUAUCUGACAAUUUCGAUAGUAAUUGGAAAAAUCAAAUUCAAAUUGAUUAUCAAGCUGAUAAAGAAACUAUAGAAUUACAAGCAAAUACAGAAGAAGGAAUUAUGUAUAUUUCAAUUUUAUUCACUUCACCAUCUAUUCAACAAGAAAAAUCGGAAGAUAAAUCUGAAGAAUUUUUAUCAAAACUAAAUUGUUUAAAUGCUUUAUAUUCAAUUCAUUCAGCACGAUGGUUUCAAAAUCAAGUCAGUAUUCGUCAACAUUCAUCAGCAUUAAUCCGUUGUUUACGAUAUAAAACAAGUAUUUCAAUGAAUUGGCAUUCAUUAUCUUCUGAAAUUAUUGAAAUUCUUAUUGAAUAUGCUUUAUCACAAAAUGUAUCUGCUAGUAAUGCAUUCCGUCGAGUUUUGGAAUAUCUCUCCAGUGGUUUAAGUUUAUUAAAUAGCCCCAGUUUAUGUAUACCUUGGCAAAAAGAUUCAACAAAAGAUAUUUUUGAAGAACUAACAAAUCAACAACGAAAUGAUGUAACUCAGGAAGCUCAAACUGGUUUACGUUUAAUGUCAUUUGGACAACUAACUAAAUGGUUUGAACAAUCAACUAACCCUCAAUUAAUGUUUUCAUUGUCAAAACGUCCUUAUUCUGAUUCUGAUGAUAACAAUUCAACGAAACGGCAAUGUAUAGAAUUUGAAUAA
Messenger RNA from Adineta steineri, 2070 nucleotides. Lineage: Eukaryota; Metazoa; Rotifera; Eurotatoria; Adinetida; Adinetidae. The record is from the annotation of a GenBank genome assembly.